This is a messenger RNA of Funneliformis caledonium, 560 nucleotides long. The record is from the annotation of a GenBank genome assembly. Lineage: Eukaryota; Fungi; Glomeromycota; Glomeromycetes; Glomerales; Glomeraceae.
AUGAAUAAUUACAUUUACUUUGAUGAUGAAAACUACGAUCAGGAAGGUGAGUAUGGUGAAUAUAAUGGAGAAGGAAGUAGGAAAACAGAAGACGAAAGAAUUUUACAACCGUUUCAAGAACCUAAUGAAGAAGAAAAACAAGGAACAAAAGAGAACAAAAGCGUUAAAAGAGCAAGAACUUAUUCUGAAACUUGGCAUUAUUUUAACACCCAAAAUCCACAACAUCCUACAAAAGUUAUUUGUCAAAAAUGCAAUCAAAUGUAUUCAAAAUCAACUGGAAUAAGUAUUUUGAAAUUCCAUUUGAAAAGGGUACAUGGAAUAAAAAUCAACAAUGUAAAGAAAUUACAAACCGUUGAUCCUUUGCCUAAAGAUGAAAAAUUAGCUCGAGAUCAAGCAUUGGUGGAUUGGAUUAUAGCAGAUUCGCAACCAUUUUCCGUUGUCACCAACAUUCACUUUAUCAAUUUGAUAAAAACUUUGGAUCAAAGAUAUCAUCUUCCUGAAAAAUCAUCAUUAAAAGAAAUAGUUGCGGAACGUUUUGACGAAAUGAGAAAAAAUGUUAG